CAGUUUUCCUAACGAAAAACGGUCAAUGAAGACCCUGCUUUUUGGGCGCUCCCCUAACUACCACAGUCUGUUUAGUCUUUAAAAGUAUUGUUCUGCUCAAGGCGACUGACAUCGAACCACACACAGCUAUUUCCGGUUUCCGGUUUCAGUUUAUGCCCUGGCGUGCACAAUUUUUUACAACAAAAACGCGAGUCCUAAAAAAAAAACGGGAUUUGAUUUCCCAGAGCUCUUUUGCAGCCCUGCAUUUAUUUGCAACCGAGAACUCCCCCUUGUUUGCUUGUACUUGUGUUCACGGGGUGCAAAGGUAAUUGGACUUUGAGACAUCACCAACAAUACAGUCGAGGACUCACAUGACCAAAAAGCGAGCAGUUUAGCGGGAAGAGGUAAAUCGCCUACUGAAAAAAACUGUACACGUUGCCUGUUGGAAUUCUCAAGAUGGAGAAUUUCUUAGCGGCGCGUGCGGAGAGUUACAAGACGGCGAUAAAGUGUUGUGGAGGCGAGGAGACGAGUUCAGUCGCCAGUAAAGACUGUUCUAUGCUCGAAGCUGGAGAAUACGUGGAACAGCUCAGCUUUUGGCAAAGACCGCGGCAGAGAGUGGAUUUAGAAUUUACCAAUGUGAACUACACUAUAAAACUUGGUAGAAAUGAUUAUAAGGAUAUUAUCAAAGAUGUUUCUGGGAAAUUUAAAAGCGGGGAGCUCGUUGGCGUCUUAGGACCUUCAGGGGCUGGAAAAUCAACUCUGAUCAACGUACUAGCGGGAUAUCGGACCAAGUUUGCAGAUGGCUCUAUCAAGGUCAAUGGGGUCGAGAGGAAUCUACGGCAGUUUAGGAAAAUGUCGUGUUAUAUCAUGCAAGAUGACGUGUUACUUCCUCAUCUAACUGUAAUGGAAUCCAUGAUGGUAUCAGCUAAUCUACAUCUUAAGGAAAACAUGCCUCUGGAUGACAAGGAACGCCUGAUUAAAGAGAUCCUGAUCAAUCUCGGUCUUCUCGAAACGGCUGACACGCGGCUCAGCGAAGUCUCUGGUGGUCAGCGGAAGCGCGUUGCCAUAGCACUGGAACUCAUAAACAAUCCUCCUCUGAUCUUUCUGGACGAGCCCACUAGCGGUCUUGACAGCUCCUCGGCGUAUCAGUGCAUUAGCCUGAUGCGCACCCUCGCCCAUGGCGGACGGACUGUAGUUUGUACGAUACAUCAGCCAAGCGCCAAGCUAUUCGAGAUGUUUGAUAAGUUGUAUAUCUUAGCGGAAGGGAACUGCCUCUUUCAAGGCCCGGUCGCUCAGCUCGUCCCGCACAUGUCUCGCGAGGGCCUCGAGUGUCCCAAGUACCACAACCCCGCAGACUUCAUUAUUGAAGUUGCGGCCGGAGAAUACGGCGAGGACGUCAUUCCCAAGCUCGUGAAAGCGUGGCACGUGCACAUGGCGGAAGAGAAGAGGCGAAAGAGCCUGGAGAUGAGCCCGGGCUCAGAUGUCAGCGGCGACAGUAGCGUGAGCAAAUCCUCCACGGUUACCGUAGCAACAGGAGGCUGUAAUUUGAGCACGAAAACGAGCACGGAGAGCUUGGGGAUAAUUCAUGCGGCUAGCCAGACAACACAGUUCGUAGUCCUGUUCAAGCGGGCGUUCCAGUCCAUCCUCCGAGACCGCGUGUUCACGCACCUUCGAGUGGUUUCCAUAGCAGCGGUGGGGCUUCUGAUUGGUCUACUCUACCUGGGGAUUGGUAAUGACGCUAAUAAAGUGUUCAACAACACGGGUUGCCUGUUCUUCUCUCUUCUCUUUCUCAUGUUUACGUCGCUGAUGCCAACGGUUCUAACAUUCCCAAUGGAGAAACUUGUCUUCAUCCGGGAACAUCUAAAUAACUGGUACAGUCUCAAGUCCUACUAUCUGGCCAAGACCAUGGCAGACGUCCCUUUCCAGAUCCUGUUUCCCCUUAUCUACUGCACCAUUGUGUACUUUAUGACGGAGCAGCCACAUGAAGGCCUCAGAUACACGCAAUUCGUGGCGAUCACCAUUCUUACAUGUUUAGUCGCGCAGUCGAUUGGAUUACUCAUAGGAACUGUAGCUCCAAGUCUACCGACCGCUGUCUACGUGGCCCCAGUCACCGGCAUCCCGGUCCUUUUGUUCAGCGGAUUCUUUGUGAACUUUGACACCAUACCUAAUUAUAUGCAGUGGCUGACGUACGUGUCGUACGCGCGGUACAGCUGGGAAGGCACCGUCCUCUCCAUAUAUGGAAACAACAGAGGGCCCCUGCACUGCAAGCAGGAGCGGUGCAUAUUUAAGAACAGUGAUGACGUCCUCGAUGCGAUGGACGUCGAAGAGAGCGCUUUCUACCUAGAAGGUGCCAAAAUCUACUUUGACUGUUUUGUGUUACUGUUGUUUUUCAUCGCUUUGAGACUUGCCGCCUAUCUUGUGCUGAGAUACAAAGUAAAAUCGAUGCAUUGACGACGGUAACAACAGCCUAAAGGUCAGCGGUGUGACCAAAGCACUGGUCGCGGGAAUGUCCCUCUGGGAGGGACAAUAUUGAGCUGGGCUCAAGCGGAAGGUGUCUGUGUGUGGCCCUGGCAAUUAUGUGCUCGUUUGGCUUAUGUGACCUUAUAGCCUUGCUGGAAAUAAACGGGCACUAGAUAUUCGGGCACUUGGUGAAAGUUUUAACGACUAGUCUCAAGUUCCCCCAUUGCUGUUAUACCAGAGUUCGAGUUGAGAGUUUAAGAAAUUCAAGACAUUGGGCUCCCUGUGGUUAUAGAAGUCGUUUGGGUUCCCUGUGUCUUUCGAGAUGGCUCUUAUAGAAUAGGUUUAGUCUACAAUGUAGAGUGGUUAUUUCAACUCCGCUAGAACUUAGUAUUUCAGAGGGUAAAUUUGGAAACUAUAAAACCUAUUUAGUGUUU
This is a messenger RNA of Nematostella vectensis (starlet sea anemone), 2873 nucleotides long. Its product is annotated as ATP-binding cassette sub-family G member 4. Gene Ontology annotation, molecular function: ABC-type transporter activity; ATP hydrolysis activity; ATP binding. The transcript is spliced from 14 exons. NCBI's taxonomy places the organism in Eukaryota, Metazoa, Cnidaria, Anthozoa, Actiniaria, Edwardsiidae. The coding region runs from base 436 to 2430 and encodes 664 amino acids. Gene Ontology annotation, cellular component: plasma membrane. The record is from RefSeq and is a predicted model, not a curated record.